This is a messenger RNA of Mya arenaria, 1601 nucleotides long. RefSeq lists its product as uncharacterized. The record is from RefSeq and is a predicted model, not a curated record. Lineage: Eukaryota; Metazoa; Mollusca; Bivalvia; Myida; Myidae. The transcript is spliced from 4 exons. Gene Ontology annotation, cellular component: membrane. The coding region runs from base 167 to 1441 and encodes 424 amino acids.
UCUGCGCAAUUCACCUACGCAAUGAUCUCCCUUGAAGAGCAGAGCAGAUCUCUGGCACUACGUACGAUAAAAGGUGAAUUUCUGUUGUACAAGAACAGUUUUGUGUGGAGCAUAUUGUUCAUCAAUUUGGAACUUCCCUUUGGAUUCGCACACACGGUAGAUAAAGAUGCCCGCCAUUCAUUAUUCUCUCGUCAUAGCGGUGGUAGCCCAUUUCAGUAAUGCGGAUAUUACCUCCCUUGAGGAGAAGGUCAACUUGAUAUCUUCCAUGCAGACUUUCGUCCUGCAAGACAUGAUGUUAAUUAAAGGCAAGCUUGCCAACACCGAUAUGAAACUCGACCAACUCUUUGAUCGAAUCGACAAGCUUCAAUCGACAGAACAUGUAAGAGGAUUUACGGAAGGAGACAUAGAGCAAAUAAGCGCCAAGGUGGUUCAACAGGUCUCCGAGCGCGUAAAUCUACAACAGAUUGGGAACACUUUAUCCGGGGUUUCUAAAGAAACAGCUGCUAAACUUGAAGUUCUCGAAAACAAAGUUAAUGAAAAUUACAACGCCGUUAAUGGAUUGGGAGCAGAUAUGACAACUGUGUCACACACUUUAACCAGAGUAAAACGUGGUUUUGCAAAAGAAAAACUUUCGUUGGUAAACGAAGUAAGUGAGCUUAAAGAGACUACUACCAAUGUAAAGAAAGCCAUCGACGAUAUUUUUGUAGAUUUCAAUAAUACCAUGGAUAUCAUGGAACAUAAACACACUGAGAUAACAACAAAACUAAAAACCGAUAUUGAAACAAUGGUGACUCAAGCCUCUGUAAACAUCGCAGAGAUUGUAAAGAACGAAUCACUGAAGGCAACACGUUUGAUACAAGACACGUUAAACUACUUUGGCAACAACAUGGAAAAGCUGUCAAGUUCGAUUGCAUUUGUCGUGGUAAAUAUUUCGUCGGAAUUAGAUAAUAGAGAGAGUGAAGUAAUUAACAGGCUUGACAAUAUUUCAUCAGAAUGUGUUAAAUUAACCGGUCAUCUUAACAACCAUGAUGAGAAGAUGAUGUUUAUACACAUAUUUGAUGGCAUCGGUAUAAAGGAUUUUCAAGUACCCGGCGCCAGGGCAAGGCUUGCCAAUGCCACAAAGUACGACACAAACGGUGUUCAGGGUCGACUGGAGGUAAACGUGAAUGGAGAGUGGGGAACAGUAUGUGAUUCGAACUUUAAUACUAAAGAUAACUCAGCUGCUGACACAGAGGAAGAGACAGUCGCGUGUAGAACUCUGAACGCGGGGUUCGCCAAAGGGCUGGCCCUGCCCUUUACUCCCUUUGGUCAGAGUAUUGGACGAGUUGUUUUCAAAAAAAACUGUGCUGGCGAUGAACAUUCAAUUUUUGAGUGUUCGGAUGAAGGCGAUCCAAUCACUUGUGGGCGUGAAAGGGAUGUACACUUGCGUUGUUUUAAAUGAAGUCUCGGACAGAAAACUUGACGUUUGUUACUGGAGUAAGGACUGUGAUUUUGGAAAGUGAUUAUUUGUUCGAGUUUAGAGACCAAGGAGACACGAAGUUGAGGAAGUGACUUUGUGUGAUGUUUUUUAAUUCAUGUUUAAAUAAAUCUUAAUGAAAUUA